AGUUAACUUUGAGUUUAUGUAUAAUCAGGUAUGUACACUAACAGAAAUUGUUGUUUUAAUCUUAUUUUCUCAAAAGAGUUAUCAAGCCAGUUGACGUGGUCACUGGUGAAGCGAAUACGCAAUCUCAUCAUCAUGAAAAUCAUCCUGAGCCAGGCCCCACGUGCGGGGGUAAUACAGAACGCUACGCUGGGGCAAUUCCUUGACAGGACACGGCAUGUCGCUCCCGAGACAUUCGAAGAUGUCUACACAAUCAAAGUCACCAAGCACAAGACAGAGAGACUUGGACCGGCGACAGUUAUCCUUGAUGAAGCACUAGAAAAACAACUCUGCUUCUACGUACGCUAUGCUCGGCCAAGCUCACUUGGGUGUCCGGAAGGUAUCAUCAAGAACCGAGAUGCCCCCUUGUUUUUGGGUACACACGGAGCCUGCAUCUACAAGGUAUCCCGAGUGGCCGAUGAUACCUGGAAAUCUAUGGGGAUGCCGGGCAAGUGCGGGGCCACCAUACUGAGGAAGACUGCAGCAACCAAGGCUGUUGGAGAACUGAAACAAAGAGAUGCUGAUCAAGUGGCUGAGCUCAUGGCACACCAGCCCGCUACGCAACAUGCGUACUACGUGGCCGCGCAGGACACAAGGGAUAAGAUCAGAGCUUGCAGCUUGCUUGCAACUGUCCUCCGUAAGGAGGGUGUUGCAGGGACAGCGACCGUGGAAAAUAACCCACCCACUGAGAUCUCUGAGAUAUCUGUCUGCCAGAAUAACCAACCUGCUGAUGAUGAGGUGUCUCAGCAUUCUAGCUGCCAGGUUGAUGAGAGCCCAAGUAGUACUAGUGGUCACUCGCAGCCAGAGCCAGUUAUGUCUGCACACUCCCUGCUGGCCUUCUAUGGAAAGACGGUAAAACAACAUCCACAGACAAUCUUUUCUGAAAAAGAUAAAGCGUUGUUUCUACAGAAAUUCCACUCUGUCAAAGAACGCGAACCAGGGGCUGCCCUGACAAGAGUGGCAGAUGUUAUCCUCGAAGAUGAACAUUUGAGGAAGAAAUUUAAGAGGAAGCAAGUGGCAGACAAGCUGCGAAGCAUGCUUGAGAUUUUGGCCAAAAAAGAGUCUGCCCAAAAUGCGACCAACAAAACUAAAUGUCCCACAAAGCUGACAGAUGAUCAACUUACGGACCACAUACUGAGGGAAAAGAAGUACCUGCGGAACAUCUUUGAAGGCAAGGACGUGGCAUGCAAGCGCCAUAGGCGCUUCAAGCAAGGGAGACGAUCUAGAGAAGAACUUCAGUAUGAAACCACAAAAGGCCCAUUCACCGAUGAGCAGUAUGAGCUGGCAGCGGAUGUGUUGGUGAAGACAUUUUGCCCCAAUAAUGAGACCGAGCGUGUGGACUAUGUCCUGAAAGUGCUCCUGCCAGAGGCACUGAUUCGGGUUGCAGAACGCCAUCUGGAUGUAAGCCAUGAGGAGGCAGAGCAACUAUUCAUUAACAGCAGUUAAGCGUUAGUGUUCCUGGUUUGAAUUCGGCCUUGCAAUGCGUCAAGACACGAACUAGUCUUUCCCAAUGGUUAGUGUUGGACAGUUUGACUUCAUACAUUAUUAAAAUGAAAAAUGUUUUGAUGUUUUUUCUUGAUCCGGGUUUUUAAUUCUGGGGACAAAUAUAUGCUUGGCCAGUUUUAAUCAAGUAUAUUUAAUAUUUACAAGAUUCUUGUAAGUUUGCAGUACGCCCCUGCGAAACUAUCUGUGACAAUACUCUUGUAAGUUUGCAAUGUAUUUGUCUGAAGCUGGCCAAGUAUAUAUCUAUUUCCAUUCAUAAACAGCUUUCUGGAUAAUGUUUGCAUUUACCAAAGAUUAGUACUUGAUUAAGUGGUCCUAUAGAUUCAGCUGCGGCCUGCAAAAUUGUCGUUGAAGUCUUGUGGUUGCAAAUCAGUGUAAGAAGCUUAGUCUUGGCCUGCAAUAUGGUUUUAAAAGUUGUGGUCUUGAGGCCCACAACAUGAUCUUGGAAGCCCUGGUCAUGGCCGCAAAUCUGUAAUUUUGAACUUUAUGAACUUGUUAGGCUUGGGUAAGACUGAAACUCAGUGUGAGAAGCCUUAGUUGUGCCUUCAACUUUGUCUUGCCUCAGGUCCUUUGAAUUACAAACUGAAUAUUGUUGAAAUUUGUGAACUUGUUAGGCUUGGGUAAGACUGAAACUCAGUAUGAGAAGCCUUGGUUGUGCCUGCAACUUUGUCUUGCCUCAGGCCCU
Patiria miniata (bat star) is the source of this 2224-nucleotide messenger RNA. RefSeq lists its product as uncharacterized. Lineage: Eukaryota; Metazoa; Echinodermata; Asteroidea; Valvatida; Asterinidae. The record is from RefSeq and is a predicted model, not a curated record. The transcript is spliced from 15 exons. Bases 31 to 1482 code for a protein of 483 amino acids.